This is a messenger RNA of Durusdinium trenchii, 951 nucleotides long. NCBI's taxonomy places the organism in Eukaryota, Dinophyceae, Suessiales, Symbiodiniaceae. The record is from the annotation of a GenBank genome assembly.
AUGAAACCUCAUGAGGCCUACAAGUUGCUACAAGAAAGAAGUUGCUUCUGGUGUUUGGCUGAAAACUGUGUACUAGUCAAAAAGAAGUGGCUUCUACAAAGCAUGCUAUGGUGCGGCCUCCUCGUCAUAUUACCUUCGGUUGGCGCAGUUUCCUCAGGCCAUGUUUGGCUUGAGGCGCUCCUCAGGAGCUUUGGAGAGCCCAUUGUGGCAGUGGACAAGCUGCUGCACUUGGAGCGUAGCUACCAUGACUUGCGCCUCCCGCGACAUGCCAACGUGAGCCAAGGCGUUCUCUUGGUGAUGACCGAACCCCUUCAGGCAGCUGGAACUGAGCCACUCAAACGUGUGUGGGAUGAGCUGCCGCCCAACUCACUUUUGGCUGUGCCGCUUCGGCCGCCGCUGGAGAGAGAGGUGCUGGAACUUCUCCGGCGACUCUUCUUUGCAACGCAGCAAAAGCACUGGGAGAAGAAGCCGGGGCCCAUGCCUGCCCUGAGUGAUACGCAUGAGGUGUGCUGCAUCCCAGCUGGAUGCCUUGCACAGAAAGCACUUUCUUACUGGACUUCCACAUCCGUCCAUCUCACUGCCGCCCGCAAUUAUGGUCGCUGGGGAGGGCGGUUGCAAGCACAACAUCCCUUCUUUGCUGAAGCGUUGAAGCGAAGAACAGACAAAGUGACAUACCACAUGUAUGAGCUGCUCUAUCACAGAACGCUGCCUCGUGAUUUGAGCCAUCAUUCCGAGCCUGGCUGCUUUUUGGAAAUCGGUUUCGGCUGCAACUUUGGGGGUGGAGGUUUGUCUGCAGCCGUUUGGCCCGUGAUCUUCCCGGGUGCGAAAGUGCACGUCUUGGACAACAACGGCACCUGUGUGAGGAACCUGUCGCCGAGCUGGGUGCGGCAGCAGAACUACACAGCUUGCACGUGGUGGAUGCCGGCGCUGUGGUGGAAUUGGAACGACUGA